Hydra vulgaris (swiftwater hydra) is the source of this 2957-nucleotide messenger RNA. RefSeq names its product nuclear valosin-containing protein-like. Gene Ontology annotation, biological process: ribosome biogenesis. NCBI's taxonomy places the organism in Eukaryota, Metazoa, Cnidaria, Hydrozoa, Anthoathecata, Hydridae. The record is from RefSeq and is a predicted model, not a curated record. Gene Ontology annotation, molecular function: ATP hydrolysis activity; preribosome binding; ATP binding. Gene Ontology annotation, cellular component: nucleus.
UUAAGGAAAUGCAAUUCGAUAAGAUGCAUAAAAAAAAAUCAUAUUUUGUUGAUAGGAAAUUCUAUCCGAGAUUAAAGGAGUAUUUUGAAAAUGGGAGAAAUUACUCUUCAGAUGUUGAUGACAUAGUUGACUAUUUACAGACAUCAUUUUCAGAGUAUUCAAGAAAAAAGCGAAAUGCACUUAAACAUUCUGUCCAAAAAGCAUUAAAUGAUAAUCUUGGAAUGAGCAAGACAGACAAAUCUUCAUUUCUUGAAGAAAAGCACUUAGCAAAAAAGUUAAAAAUGUCAAGAAGUGAUGAUCAUUUUUCAAGCUAUUUGGAUGACCAGCUAAGUAAUGAUAGUGAGUCUAGUAUUGAUGAGAGCAUGUUAGUUGAAUAUAAGGAUAGCAACUACAUAAAUAGUUCUAUGCAGAAUCUUUAUAAAACAACUGUGCCCCCACCUUUAGCACAAGCAACUACAUCUACACCCACUUACAACAACAAAAGCGCUUCAAAAUUGCAUACUGAUAAAGCACAAUCCAACGUAGAAACUAAUGAUGUUGAAAAAGUGAAAUUACUACCUAAAGCUAAUGGUCUUCCAGAAACCCGUAGUCUACCACAAACUAACCAAUUAAUAGAUUCUUCUAUAUCUGUUUUAUCAAAAAAAACUUUGGAGCCUAAAGAACAUGUGCUAAUUUCUAGUAACAAAAUAAUUUCUUUACAGUCUGAAAGUGAUCCAUCAGUUCUUCAAAAGAAAUCUUUUGAGAGUGAUCAACAGGAUCUUCCAAAAAAAUCUUUAACUUCAUUACUUGAAACUAACCAAUUGUUAAAGUCUAAUACUCCUGUAAACUCUGUUGUUAAAUCUACAAGGAAGUCUGCAGUAAAAGAAAAAAAAUUUGAGGCAUUUACUUCAAACAUUACUUUUAAAGACAUUGGUGGGUAUGAAUCCGCUUUAGAGGAUGUUAGUAAACUACUCCUCCACCUUAAACACCCAGAAGUGUUUUUAACCCUAGGAAUUAAACCACCAAGAGGAUUCUUGUUACAUGGUGCACCAGGUUGCGGUAAAACACUUCUUGCAAAUGCUAUAGCAGGGGAACUGCAAGUACCUUUCUUUAAAAUUGCAGCUACUGAAAUUGUCUCUGGAAUAAGUGGAGAAUCAGAACAAAAAAUAAGAGCAUUGUUUAAUGAAGCAACUGCUGCUGCUCCAAGCAUACUCUUUAUUGAUGAAAUUGACUCCAUCACACCAAAGCGUGAAAGUGCAGGAAAAGAAAGUGAAAGGCGUGUUGUUACACAAAUAUUGACAUGCAUGGACGAAUUAGCUCAUGGUGAUUCUCAUGUGUUAGUGAUAGGUGCAACAAAUCGUGCAGAUUCUAUUGAUCCUGCUUUAAGAAGAGCUGGGCGUUUUGAUCGUGAAAUUGCAAUGGGUAUCCCUUCAAAAGAAGCUAGAGUAUGCAUUCUCAAAGUUAUUUGUCGUGACAUGCGGUUGGAGGCUGGUUUUGAUUUUGAAAAGAUUGCAAGUCUCACUCCUGGAUUUGUUGGAGCAGACAUGCAAGCCCUUGCUAGAGAAGCUGCAAUAUGUGCAGUUGAAAGUGCAUUCAAAUCAGAUAAUGUUGUAAAAGCAUUGUUUUCAAAUGAGUAUUUAAAUAAUAAAGAUGUUUACAUCAAUAAAAAGCAUUCAAUGUGGCUUCAACAACAACCUCCUUUAAGUGAUGCACAGUUAUCUAAUCUAUUCCUCACUACCCAUCAUUUUGAACAAGCUUUGCCCCAUGUACAACCUUCAGCAAAGCGUGAGGGGUUUGCAACUGUGCCUGAUGUUUCUUGGAAAGAUAUUGGAGCAUUAGAAGACAUCAGAGAAGAACUUACAAUGGCAAUUAUGGCACCCGUUCAUAAUCCUGUGGAAUUUGAAUCGCUGGGACUUGUUACCCCUCCUGGUAUAUUAUUAGCUGGUCCUCCUGGUUGUGGAAAAACUCUUCUAGCUAAGGCUAUUGCAAAUGAAGCUGGGAUUAAUUUUAUUUCUGUUAAAGGUCCAGAGCUUCUAAAUAUGUAUGUUGGAGAGAGUGAAAAAGCUGUUCGCCAGGUUUUUCAACGUGCAAAAAACUCAGCACCGUGUGUAAUAUUUUUUGAUGAGAUUGACGCUCUCUGCCCAAGAAGGUCCGAAACUGGUGAUUCAAGUGCAAGUUCUCGUGUUGUUAAUCAACUGCUUACUGAAAUGGAUGGAUUGGAAACAAGGAAAAAUGUAUUUAUUAUGGGAGCUACAAACCGACCUGAUAUUCUUGAUGCAGCCAUAUUACGUCCAGGUCGUCUAGAUAAAUUGCUAUAUGUUGGUCUACCUAAUCCAAGUGAUCGAAAGAAAAUUUUAAACACAAUAACAAUGAACGGAACAAAGCCAAAGAUGGCUGAUGAUGUUACUAUUGAAGUGAUUGCUUCAGAUCAAAGGUGUGAAGGAUUUAGUGGAGCUGAUUUGAGCGCACUUGUACGCGAAGCUUCCGUUACUGCCUUAAAAGACUUCAUGAAAAAUAGUUUUAAAACUAGUUCUACAUCUGUCUCAAAUCCAUCAACAUCUGUCUCAAAUCCAUCAACAGAUAGCGAGGUUUUAAGCGAUGGUUACGAAGAGAAAAAAACGAGCGAUGUUAGCGAUACCUUUUUGUCGUCGCACCCCAUCAACACUUCCAAAACUGAAGAAACAAAAAAGAUUCUUGUAUCUCGAGCUCAUUUUGAAACAGCAUUUGAAAAGGUUAAACCUUCAGUUUCAGGAGCAGAUCGAAUAUGGUAUGACGAUAUGAAAAAGAAAAAUAUAAGAAAGUAAAAAAAAAAAAAAAAAAGCCAUUCGAGCUGUUUUUAAAGUUUUACAUCCAUUUGUAUUACGAUAUUAUAAAGUAAUAUGCGUGAAAGGUAAAAUGAAAAACAGUUUAUGAUGUCUAUAAGUAAAAUAUCAAUGUUUUAUGUAUACAAACGUUAAAGUAUCUUUCAUUGUAUUGAA